Medicago truncatula (barrel medic) is the source of this 1860-nucleotide messenger RNA. RefSeq lists its product as uncharacterized. The record is from RefSeq and is a predicted model, not a curated record. Gene Ontology annotation, molecular function: L-ascorbic acid binding; iron ion binding; oxidoreductase activity, acting on paired donors, with incorporation or reduction of molecular oxygen. NCBI's taxonomy places the organism in Eukaryota, Viridiplantae, Streptophyta, Magnoliopsida, Fabales, Fabaceae. Bases 122 to 1318 code for a protein of 398 amino acids. Gene Ontology annotation, biological process: collagen metabolic process. The transcript has 8 exons.
GUAUUUUUGAUUUUUAAGAUUCCAUUUUAAUUCGUUGAAACCACAAGAUGAAGAGAAGGUGCGUAAGUAGAAAGCAGAACAUUUGUUGAAUUUGAAGUUAAACCAAACACCACACAAAGACAUGUCAGAAGUUGAUUUUCAAACCCAAAAACAUCCACGUCUCUUCAUCCCCAACUUCCUCUCUUCUCACGAAUGCAAGGAAUUGGAAUUCAUACACAAAUGUAGCAGCACCGUGGGUUACAGACCCAAUGUCUUUUCCACCACGCUUUCUCAUCUCAUUGCAACAAACUCUUCUCAUUUCAUCAUUCCUUUCAUUCCCAUCCGAGAAAGGUUGAAAGAUAAAUUAGAAGAGUUUUUCAAAUGUGAAUUUGAGCUUUUUAUUGAAUUCACUGGUUUAAUCAGCUGGAGUAGAGGAGCAAGCAUUGGAUGGCAUAGUGAUGACAAUAGGCCUUACCUCAAACAACGGCACUUUUCAGUAGUUUGUUAUUUAAAUACAUAUGGAAAGGAUUUCAAUGGGGGACUCUUUCACUUCCAAGAUGGUGAACCGGCAACAAUUAUGCCCGCUGCUGGAGAUGUUGUGAUGUACACGGCUGACGACAGGAACAUUCAUUCUGUUGAUGAGAUAACUGAUGGGGAAAGACUUACACUUGCUUUAUGGUUCAGUCGCGAUGGUUCUCAUGAUGAAGAUACGAAACUUGUUUCUCUUCUUUCACAACACCUAUUACAUAAGAGCAUGGCUAGUUCGUGCCUACCUUUUCCUGCAUCCAGUAAUAUGUACUGGUGUUCUCAGAACCAAGCUUCCACUGACCACUUUGGGUUUAAUAUUUGUUGGGCCAGACUGCAUGUUCUCGGAUAUGACAUAUAUAUUUCUCAAGACAGUAGCUCCGGCUUUGAUGUCUCUGAAUUAAUGGUAAAGCCAGUGCGCUUGGUGAGAGGAAGUGAGUUGCUAGACCAUGAAUUUGUCAAUAUUUUGCAUGCGCUUCAGGUCGUCCAAUUUUAUUGUUGGAAAGGUUCUGCCUUGCAGACCAACAUGUCGAAUAUAGAUUCCAAGGUAGUAAAACUGUUGGAUGUGCAAAGAGAGAAGAUCAGCGGUAUAAAUUCUUUACUUCUUAAUGAUGUUAAUUUUGCAUCCAGAAUUUUCUGUAGAAGGCCUUCCUAUUUGGAAGAAAAUGGAUGCAUUUACUUUAAUUGGACUGGAAUCGUGGCGGCUAUUGCUGCUUGGGAAGAUUAUGUGUUGAAGUUAAGCAAGCAAAUUCAUUUACAGUUGCCUUACUGGAGAAUGCAAGAAUCUUUAUACAAUGUACAAAUAGAUGCGUAGUAUUCAUAUCAACGCAAACUCCUUUCCGAAGCUUUGCUUUAACAGCAUUAUUCAAGUUGGCGUGCUUUCGGCUGGUUUAAGACCAUGCUGCUUGAGGGAGAGAUGGGGAGUGCAACUUACGGUUUCCCAAGAUUUAUCAUAAAUUAAAGGGGUUAUCAACUCUAGAUGAAUAAGCAAUGCCUUUGUUUCUCUAAUUCUUGUAGCACGAAUUUGGGUGCAAUAUUACAGCUGCUGCAGUCUCACUCAAGACUUUUUCUCAGACUCCCUUGACUUCUGCUCAAAUUUUCAGACAGUGAUAUGUUAUCUGUUUUGACAUAAGAAAUAGAUUGCAUAUGUAUCUUUCUAGCUCAUUGUAUCUAUGCCACUGCUUUUUAAGUUCUUUGGAUAUGCUCCAUCUGUGCAAAGCCCUGCCAAAAAUGUCAUAGAAUACAAUAUUUGCAUUGGUUUUUGUGAUCUGCAUAGACAGGAGUCCAUGCCCAUCAUGAUAAUGCCUCAAUUCUUCGGGAUCCCAUGGCUCAUCGUCACUCUCCAUGCCCUUGACA